Molecule: messenger RNA, 3760 nt
Organism: Zophobas morio
Lineage: Eukaryota; Metazoa; Arthropoda; Insecta; Coleoptera; Tenebrionidae
Product: structural maintenance of chromosomes protein 2-like
Exons: 30
Coding region: 72-3704 (1210 amino acids)
Biological process (GO): chromosome organization
Cellular component (GO): chromosome
Molecular function (GO): ATP binding; ATP hydrolysis activity; protein binding
Source: RefSeq, a predicted model, not a curated record
UCUCACUGUCCCUCUUUUUGGCCGCGCGGCCAAUAGCACGUAGCUGGCAUAAAUGAACUUCAGAAGUUUAAAUGUUUGUUGAAAAGGUUAUUGCAGAGGGUUUCAAAUCUUAUGCCGAAAGAACAGAAGUUUCAGGGUUUCAUCCACAUUUCAAUGCAAUUACUGGUUUAAACGGUAGUGGUAAAUCCAAUAUAUUGGACUCUAUAUGCUUUGUUUUAGGAAUAACAAAUCUCGCCCAGGUACGAGCAACCAAAUUACAAGAUUUGAUUUAUAAGCAAGGUCAAGCCUCUGUGACAAAAGCUAGUGUGACUGUUUGCUUUAAUAACUCUGAUAAAAGCCGUAGUCCUGUCGGCUAUGAGAAUCACGACAAAAUUCAAGUUACCCGAAUAAUCGAAGUGAAUAAAGAAGGGAAGUACUUAAUUAACGGUAAAAUUGCUAAGCGACAUGCCGUCUCGCAACUUUUCCACAGCGUGCAACUCAAUGUUAAUAACCCUCACUUUUUAAUCAUGCAGGGGAGGGUCACGAAGGUUUUGACCAUGAAACCGGUGGAGAUUCUUUCAAUGGUUGAGGAGGCGGCCGGCACGAAAAUGUAUGAAAACAACAAAAACGAAGCGUUAAAACAAAUUGAAAAAAAAGAGGCGAAACUUGCGGAGAUAAACUAUCUGUUGCUUAACGAAAUCGGUCCGGCUCUCAAUAAACUUCGUUCUGAGCGCUCCAGUUAUAUUGCGUUUAAGAAGUUAGAGAAAGAGUAUGAAAUUCUUCAGCGUUUUGAAGUGGCCAAAGCUUACUUUUCAAAAGAGCACUUCCUUGUGGGUUCCACUGACAAAAAAAGAGAACUGGAAAAAGUUCAUGGGGAGCUUAGCGAAAAGAAAAGUAAGCUUGAGGAAAAACACGUCCUACUGCAUUCCCGUCUGCGGCAGAUCUCAGACCACUCUACUUCAGCAGAGCAAGCCAAUGACCUUCUUGCCCUAGAAAACGAAGUCAACCAUCUUUCAAAGAGGUAUAUGAAGUAUAAAACUAGCUGUGAAAACCUCACAGCAAGUAUAAGAAAGGAAAACUCGCGUCAGCAGCAGUUGAUCUCCGCAAAAGAAGAAAUCAGCAGAGCUUUGGUGGAAAAACAGCGUGCGUUGAUUAAGAGCGAGGGAAGCUUGGAAAACCAGCGGAUCAUAUCGCACGAGUGCAGCAUCGCCGCUAAGCGCCUGGAGAAUAAGUUGGAAUCUUUAAGGACGGGCGUCGUCGUGGGCGAGGCUGACCAGGCGUCUUUAAGCGAUCAGCUUAAUGAACACCAGCACGUACUGCAACAGACGGCUACAGAGAGGAAGCAGUUGUGUGUCCGGCUCAACAACAUCAAAAGUAUCAAAGGGAUUUCAGAUUUCGUUCUUUCUUUUAUUACUCUGCUCUCUGUGGGUCUUUUAGAAACUCUCUUGCAGAAACAGGGCAUUGCAGCAGAAGCAGAAAAAGAGCUUUCUUCCAUUCGAGAGAAAAUAUCAUCCGCAGAAAAGGAGGUGAGACGUCUUGAAUCUGAGCGCACGCGUUCAAUCUCUAAAGAAGAGUUAGUAAAAAGGUUAUUAGCUCUGCAGCAGAAGAAAGAGGAGCGAGAAAGUGUAGUCUCACAACUUCAGGAAUCACUUGACUCUUUGAGUACUCAGCUGGGCGCUCUGCACUUCACCUACACCCCUCCCAGCGCAACCUUCGAUCACCUUUGUGUAAAAGGGAUGGUGGCUCGUCUCAUUCACGUCCCCAGCAGCACCUACUGCACCGCGCUUGAGGUGGCGGCAGGGGGGCGGCUAUACCACGUUGUGGUUGACACCCAGCAUGCAGCGGCGCAGCUUCUAGCCAGGGGAAACCUGAAACGACGCGUUACUAUUAUCCCGUUGGAUAAAAUAGCUGUCAAAACAAUUACUGAUGACUCUCUAGAGAGAGCUAAACGCGCGGGCGGCUCCCAGAACGUUGCAGCGGCUCUUUCCUUGAUUGAAUAUGAGAAAAAGCUUAAAAAAGCCAUGGAAUUCGUCUUUGGCGGAACGGUGGUCUGUACAGACCAGGAGGCAGCUAGGCGUGUCACGUUUGCCAAAAAUGUUAAUCUACGGUCGGUCACCCUCGAAGGGGAUCUCUAUGAGCCCACAGGGACCCUCACUGGUGGCGCCAAUCUUACAAAGACUCCCAUUCUUCGAUCGCUGCAAAAACUUACGCACGUAGAGAGAAACCUUGAAGACGCCUUGCGCGCGCUAUCGUCUGUUAAGGAAGAGAUUGCUGCCGUUAACCAAAAAGAGGUCGAACUUGAGCAUAUACAACAAGCAUUAGCAUUAAACGAUCAUGAGCUCAAGUUGUUGCAAGAAACACUGGCUUGCAACCCCUUUCAUCAGCAGCUGCAAGAGCUUGAAUCUCUCAAUAAAGAAGAAGCAAUAUUUGCUGAAAAAGUUCGUGUUUCUGUAGAAAAAGAAGAGGAAAUUAAACGAAAAUGUAUAAUAUUAGAAGAAGAAAUCAACAACUUUAAAACAUCCAAAACCGACCACCUGAAUUAUUUGGAGGGACAGCUCUGCUCAGCGAGAGAAAAAGCGAAGGAAAACGUGGCGGUAUUGAAGAAACUACAAAACAAGGUUGCUGAGACAAAGUUCGAAAUUGAGGAAAUGCUGAAGGAAGAGCAACUACUAGAGGAGCAAAGCAGGGUCAUCGACUCUAAUAUUCAGACCCUAUCACGUGAUUUGGAGAACGCCCAGCAGAGCCUAGCAGACCUCGAGAACAAGCACGGAAAGGCGAAAGAACGACUAAAAGAAGAAAAACAAAAGAUGCAUGCCACGUGCAGUGAGAAGACAAAACUUGAAGAGGACAUUAGCCAUCUGGAAAAUUUGCUCGCCGACUGCAAAGUUGAACUAAAAACUGCCAUAAAUAAUAAGAAUCGCCUCGACACUCAAAUCCUUGAAACACGAGAAGAGCUGAAAGCAUUGGAGAGGAAGUACUCCUGGAUCGUGGACGAAAGAAAUAACUUUGGUAUCCACGGUGGGCCGUACGACUUUGCGAACAGACGCUUUGACAAUAUUAGUAAACAAUUAGAAUCUUGCGAGAAAAAAUUAAACGCGCUCAAGUACAACUUGAAUUCCAAAGUCAUUACGCGGUUUGAGGAGGUCGAGGCCGAGAAUAAUGCCCUACUGAAAAAGAAGUCCAUUGUCGAGAAAGACAGAGAGACCAUCUACGAGUCCAUAAAAGAUUUGGACGCCAAAAAAAACGAAACACUCGAGGAAACUUACAAGGAAGUUGACAAGCACUUCGGCUCCAUAUUUUCGACUCUUUUGCCAGGGACUCAGGCCAGGCUAGUUCCUGUGAGCGAUAAACAUUUGCUUGAGGGCCUGGAGGUGAAGGUAGCCUUCGGUAGCCAGUGGAAAGAGUCACUAUCGGAGUUGAGCGGCGGACAGCGCUCCCUUGUGGCUCUUUCUCUGAUUCUAGCUCUUUUGCGUUACAAACCGGCUCCCAUGUACAUUUUGGACGAAGUUGAUUCGGCUUUAGAUUUGUCACACACGCAAAACAUCGGCAGGAUGCUUAAAACUCAUUUUAGUGACUCGCAGUUUAUUGUUGUAUCUUUAAAGGAAGGCAUGUUUAACAAUGCCAACGUCCUUUUUAAAACUGCUUUCGUUAACGGAAUGUCCACGGUAACCCGCAUUUGCAAUUCCUCUUAUCUACCCGAAGAAAGAACAAAAAUAAAUUUCUAAACAUUUGGUACUCUGCCUAUUAUUAUUCCCUUUCUAAUAAAGUUUACGACAAAAGA